UCUCAUUUCAUAGUACAGGUAAGGUAUUGAUAACUAUGAGUUGGCAGUGUGCUCCAAACUCUGUGAGAGAGAGAAAUAAUAACGGUGUCUCUUUUGCCAACAGUGCCUCAUAGUCCUCAGGGUGUGAGAGUGUAAGGGGGUGCGGCUGCCACAAUUCCAGAAGAGGGAGGGAGAAAGGCAUUCUGCCUUUGAACCCCAGAGAGGCACAAUCUGCCCCAGAGACUGGUAUAAUCGUGAUGUCAGAGGAAGAUGGUAAACCCAUCCAGGCUCCGGAGGCCAAGGCAGAGCCAGUGGCCCCCAGUGGCCAGGGACCUACGUCCGUGUCCACAACUGUGUCGGGGCCCCCCACCCCCACCGAGGAUGAGGAGGAUGAGAGCGAAGACGAGUCUGAGAUCCUGGAGGAGAGCCCUUGCGGCCGCUGGCAGAAACGCAGAGAGGAGGUGAGACACAUUGACCAUUGGACUGUCCAUGAACGUAUUGCAACAGUGUUUGUGAAAGUACUGAACCGUGUCUCUGCCUCUGUUCUCUCCCCCAGGUGAACCAGCGGAACGUCCCAGGGAUAGACGCUGCCUACCUGGCCAUGGACACAGAGGAGGGGGUGGAGGUGGUCUGGAACGAGGUUAUGUUCUCUGAGAGGAAAAACUUCAAACUGCAGGAGGUAAAGUAUGUCUGGCUGCUACACAAACAUCUCCCCUCUCUGUCUGUUCUUGUGUCUAGUAGAGUUAUCGUUGUACUAGAGCAAAUAUCUUAAUUUGCCUUGAACACUGAUACAAACAGGUGAUCCCACCUCUAUGGCGACUUUAGUUAAAUGCUGUCCCCAUGUUCUCCCUAUUCCUCUGUGAACAGGAGAAGGUGAAGUCUGUGUUUGACAACCUGAUUCAGCUGGAGCAUCUCAACAUUGUCAAGUUUCACAAGUACUGGGCUGACAUCAAUGACAUCAACCGUGCCAGGGUGAGUUCUGACUCGUCUAUGAGAGGAAAUACUUUCCUUGUUUGUAUCACAUGGUCUGGUUGAUAUAGUCAGGCCAAUGUGAGUAAGGAGUCAGUGAAAUAAUGUAACACAUAAUUUCAAUGAUUCUUCCUACCUGAUAAGUUGCUGUCUUCACCUCAGGUGAUUUUCAUCACAGAGUACAUGUCCUCGGGAAGUCUGAAACAGUUUCUGAAGAAGACGAAGAAGAACCACAAGACCAUGAAUGAAAAGGUGCAAAUAUCAUAAUACAAUUUGCCCUGCCCACCAAGUCCCCUACAACACAGUAGCACAUCAAAGGAUGUUUAGCUUUGCAGAUAAGACAUUCAUUAGUCUACAUGUAACAGAAUGUAUCAUUUGUUUGUUCUUUAGGCCUGGAAGAGAUGGUGCACACAGAUCCUCUCAGCGCUCAGGUCAGUCUCUCUCACUCAUACAGACCAACUCUGUCAUAGCUGCAACACUAAUAACAGGGCCCCAUAUUCAAUCAAAACAGGUAAUCAGGGUGAUGUGUAGUAGGCACGAAACAGGAGAAAAUGUUUUGUAAUGGUGUGAAACAUGGAUGUUCUACCUCAACUGAACCAAUAAGAACAAUAAUUUUGUUGAGGUGUGCCUUACGGAACACGAACCUGGUUUACGAUGACAGAUGAAAACAACUAUGGGGUUGACUAACUCCUAUGGUCUCUGAUGAGCCUCUGUUAGUUACCUCCACUCCUGUGAGCCGCCCAUCAUCCACGGGAACCUGACCUGUGACACAAUCUUCAUCCAACACAACGGACUCAUCAAGAUAGGAUCAGGUAGUGCUCCAGUCCUAAACACCCGGGUGAACAGCACCACACCAGCCCUGUAUGGGUUUAGCUCCAGGUUAUAAGAUUAUAAGGCUGCGUUUACAGGCAGCCUAAUUCUGAUCUUUUUUUCACUCAUUGGUCUUUUGACAAUUAGAUCAGCUCUGAAAAAAAUCUGAUGUGAAAAGAUCUGAUGUGAUUGGUCAAAAGACCAAUGAGUGGAAAAAAGAUCAGAAUUGGGCUGCCUGUCUAAACGCAGCCAAAUAGUCUGACUGUGUCUAAUCCAGUGUCUGUUCUCCCCCAGUGGCUCCAGACACCAUCAACAACCAUGUGAAGACCUGCAGAGAGGAACAGAAAAACCUGCACUUCUUCGCUCCUGAAUAUGGAGGUAAAGACUUAGAAUGCCUUGGAUAGGUCAGAUGUAGGUUAAAUAUAGGAUAUUCUCAGGAAAUAUCUUUCACUAAAACCAUCAUUGCCUCAUGUCUCUUCUCUCUCUACUUUAUCUUCUCCCUGACCCCUGUAGCUGUUGCAGAUGUCACCACUGCAGUGGAUAUCUAUUCCUUUGGGAUGUGUGCCUUGGAGGUGAGAUGGCACUCUCAAAUUGAAAUGCAUUUAAAAUUGAUGUAAUCUCUGUGCGUCAGAACUCAUGUGAUGUCAUAUCACCGUAUCAGGCUUAUCUGCUCUCUGCUGCGUUGAGGCUUGUGUUGGGUGGAUGGUGGUGAUAUCAUUGUGUGUGUCUGUUAUAUAGAUGGCAGUGUUGGAGAUCCAGGGGAAUGGAGAAUCUUCCUACGUCUCUCAGGAGGCCAUCAACAAUGCCAUACAGUCACUGGAAGACCCACUGCAGAGGGUAAGUGUGUGUGUGUGUGCGUGUAAUAUUAUGGUUGUGUGUGUGUGAUACCCAUGUGUGUGUUCCCUGCAGGAGUUUAUUCAGAAGUGUCUGGAGGCUGACCCGUUUAAGAGGCCUACAGCCAGAGAGCUGCUUUUCCACCAGGCUCUGUUUGAGGUGCCCCUGUUAAAGCUGCUAGCUGCACACUGCAUCGUCAGCCACCAGCGUGAGUCUCUCUCGCACACUCUCACAGAUAAACACUACGCCACCAGAGUGAGUCUUCACACAAACACGAGACACUCGCUCAUUCUCACACACAAACAUACACUGCAUUAUCAGCCACCAGCGUGAGUACCUCUAUCUUCUCCAUACCUCUCUCAGAUAUGAUCCCUGAGAAUGCCUUAGAGGAGAUCACUAAGAACAUGGACCCCAACCUCAUCAUCGCUGAGAUAAAGGAGGGCGUGCAGCUGAAGUAAGAGACACCAACAGUUUAACUAUCUUUAACUGAGUAAGUUUUAGAUCUCAGGGUAUUUUCUUCAGUCCUGUGCUGAUCCGGUUUUUCUCUCUCAUCAGGCUGUCUCAGUUUCCUGCCCUGGAGCUGGAUAAGUUCCUGGAGGAUGUCAGGUAAGGAACUCGCCAUCAGCUACUGAACAGGACCAGGAAGCUGUCCAGCCUAUUACAUAUUUUCACCACUAGAGGGUGUAGCUAAACCAGAGCGCUCAUAGACCUCUACUGCUACAUUACUAGAGAAGCAUCUUGUAAUGCACUAUACAAUCUCUGGGGUGGCAGUAUUUAGCAUUAGCCUAUUAUUGUGCUUUGCCUACAUCUGAAAUAUAAGGUUUUUCUCUAGCCCUUCCCCCGUUCAUACUUUUUAUUGAAGUAUUGCUCAAAUCUGUGUGUGUAAAAAUGUAAGAGAACCUACAAACACUCAAGAUUUGCUCCCAGAGUUUUGAUGUUGCAAGGUGACCAUCGUGGGUCUACACUUUAGCCUUAAUAACAUGUGUAUGCUUUACCUGUCUCAUCAUGAAAUGAAUGUAACCCCUCUGCCCUCCCUAACAGGAAUGGUAUCUACCCCCUGACAGCGUUCGGUCUGCCCUCUCGCCAGCAGCCCCAGCAGUCCCCUGUCAAAUCCCCCAUUGUCACCCCCUCCGUCAAAUCCCCUACCCCAGAACCUUCUGAACUAGAGACACGCAAGGUGAGGGAGAGGAGAGAGUGGGAAGUAAUAUAUAUCCAAUCAAUUACUUCAUAAUAGUAAUACAUUUGAUUUGUUGGACACCUAUCUGAACACCUACAUUUCUCACCUUCUGCAGGUUGUUCAGAUGCAGUGUAAUAUUGAGCCAGUGGAGGAGGGUGCAAAACAUCAUGUAAGUAGCUUUAAUCUCAUCAUUUUCAGUUCAAUGAAUAAAAGUUAGAUGACAUCAACAAGCAUGUUCUAGUGGCCAGUCACUGAAUGUGUAACCUACUCUAUAUCUCCUCCUCCCUCCACAGCUGACACUACUGUUGAAGCUGGAGGACAAACUGAACAGACACUUAAGCUGUGACUUGUUACCCAGUAAGAACAACAGAAACAAACAGACAUGUCAUUGAGCUGGGCAGGCAGGGGCUGGAGAUCAAAGUGUACGUUCAGUUAAAGGAAUACAGAACGCAUACUGUGAUCUAUGCUAUUGCUAACCCAGUGUGUUUUAUUAGACCGCGCUUGGACCCUUAGGUCUUCUAUAACAAGAACACGACAAUCCGCAGCCACUAUACUGCUCCCAAGGGGGCCAAUGGGAUUAAGUCUUACUGGACUGUCCUCUCCUAAUGACGAAUGGGACUCAAUGGAACACAGGUGCAUAGGCCAGACGGGCCACAAGUCUCGAUCAAACUAUGUAGCCAGUCUCAAACUGUUAGACAGGUGUUUGGGUAAGAUAACAUAGCCACACAGCAUUCCUUUAAACAAUGUCAGUUUUCACAAUCGAAGAGAUUAGAGUUGUAACCCUCCCAGCUCUUGUCUGACCCAGCUUGUUGUGUAUGUUGUCUGGGAAUGGCAGGACUUUGGCCACAAAGCCUGUCUGUGUGUUUUGUCUUUGACUCCAGACACUGGCCCUGCCCUAGUGUACUGUAACCCCAGCCUAAUCCACAUCGGUGGGGCUGCUUCAAUUGCACUCAUAGCUGGCAUGAUCACUGUUUGUUUGUGUGUGUGCCUUGUAUGUGAGAUACCAGUGGGCUAGCGUGCAGAUAAGGUGGAAUUGGGUGGAGGGGGACAAUGCAUGGAAGGCCAUAUUGGGGAUCCUUAGACUGUACAAACACAGUAUUAUGUUGUACCCCAUAGGGAAUACAGGUCUAAGUUAGGGAUCUACGUGGAACACUAGUCUUCCCAUAGUCAGGAGGGUGUGUUCGUAUGAACCCCCCCCCCCCCCGACACACACACAUGACAGGCGUGUCUAGUGUUGCAUGCCCAUGUGUUGAGAAUGUCAGGCGUGUGUGGAUGUUGCUGGCAGCUGCUCUGUCUCUGGGGAGGGCUGGGGCACGGACACACCCUGCAGGGGAUACAAAUGCAUACAGAUUGCCUACACGUACACAAACGUAUACUCACCCAUGCAUGCAUAUUCCUUAACUACCUGUGUCUUCCCAUGUCAUACAUGUACCUCCUAUUGAUACUUAAGCUGCUCCUAUCAGAGACAACAGUCCAGUGUAACUCUGUUGGGAUACUAACACAUUUUGAUAUUGCACUUAAGAUUGCGUAGGAACAAAUCUGUGUAUAUGCUACCACUGACCCUACUGUUUCUGUUCCAGAUGAGAAUGUACAGGAACUGGCUGUUGAACUGGUCCAACUGGGCUUUAUCAGCGAGGUAAGAGUGUGUGUACUUGUGUGAGAGAGACGAAAAAGGUUGUUUGUAGGUGUUCUGUGGUAGAGUGGUGUGUGUGGGUUUGUGAGAGUAAGUGUUGUAGAUGGCAGAGGAGAGUGGAUUAGUGUCCAUUAUGAGUGUCGCACACACUCUAGCUCUGCUUGACCCCUACACUCUCACACUCACUCUCACACACACACACAGGCAGUGUGCGCAAAUGUCAGAUAGCAGCUCCUACUCUCCACUCUACUACAGAUAGGAUGCUGCUUUUAGAUUCUCCCACUCCGUACUUAUAGCUCUGGAGCAUGCAUACAUAAUAUCUCCCACCCCCAACUCUUGACUCUUCUGUGUGUGCUCCCUCUCCACAAAAUGUGAUUGAUUGUCCUUACAGGUGGACCAAAGCAGGAUGGCCACUGUACUAGAAGAGGCCUUCACCAAGUUCUUCAGCAGGAACGAUUCCCUCAACCCUGUCACUGUGUCCACAUAACAGGAUCACCACAGACCCCCACUCCAGUACCUCUAUAUACGCCUCCACAGGCACCUUCGUAGGUGGUUUGAAAUCAGAUACAAAUCUAAUUCCUGGCCAUGCG
Molecule: messenger RNA, 5992 nt
Organism: Coregonus sp. 'balchen'
Lineage: Eukaryota; Metazoa; Chordata; Actinopteri; Salmoniformes; Salmonidae
Source: the annotation of a GenBank genome assembly